CGCACUUGUUAUAAAGAGUUUCUAUUGUAAAUUCUUUGGUAGUAUUGAGUUCGUCACCAGCCAUGUAUGAGUUAAGGAAUUUUCUCAAAGUGAUUUUUGCAAUUGUUGCCGUUUUUGUUGUUGGGACAGAAUUGAAAAAGUUUACUAAAUGCGAACUUGCAAAGGAGCUAACAGAAAAAGGGGCCAACACAAGUGAUUUGCCUAAAUGGAUUUGCAUAGCUGAACAAGCAAGUAACUUGAAUUCAAAAAACAGUACUCGUUUUAACACUAUGUAUUUCGUCGGUUUAUACAAGAUAUCGAAUGCUCACUGCUCGACGACCAAUGAAACUAGUGGAACGUGCAAUGUGACGUGCCAAACUCUCCGUCAAGACGACAUUACUGAACAGGUGAAGUGUGCUCUAAAACUGAAGGAAGAGUAUGGAUUCCAGUAUUGGAGUACGAUCUGGAACCGAACAUGCCAAUACAAUAAUUAUACGUUGGAUUGCCCCACAUCUUAAGGGACAAAUAUGUCAUUUUUGUCUUACAGUAAUAACAUAUCUAUGUUUCAACUAUGAAGAAAAAUAUGUAAGCUUAUUGCCUGUCAAACUUUGUUUUCUUACAAAAAAGAAAGUUUUUUUA
Molecule: messenger RNA, 618 nt
Organism: Cimex lectularius (bed bug)
Lineage: Eukaryota; Metazoa; Arthropoda; Insecta; Hemiptera; Cimicidae
Product: lysozyme c-1-like
Exons: 5
Coding region: 63-497 (144 amino acids)
Source: RefSeq, a predicted model, not a curated record